Molecule: messenger RNA, 1389 nt
Organism: Panicum virgatum (switchgrass)
Lineage: Eukaryota; Viridiplantae; Streptophyta; Magnoliopsida; Poales; Poaceae
Exons: 5
Coding region: 1-1389 (462 amino acids)
Biological process (GO): post-transcriptional regulation of gene expression
Cellular component (GO): cytoplasm
Molecular function (GO): mRNA binding
Source: RefSeq, a predicted model, not a curated record
AUGCAACAGCUCCAGGCGGAGGCGGAGCAGUACUACCUCCCCCAGCCGCCGGACUACGCCUCCGAGGGCGCCGGCUACGUCCCGCCCUACGCCUCCUGCAGCGCCGGCGGCUUCUACAACUCGCACUUCGGCGCGCACAGCCCGCGCUUCAGCCCGUCGCGCUCGUCGUCGGCGCCGAGCCCCAGCGCCGCCCACUUCCAGCUCGUGCCCAGCGCCCCUCACCCCGUCGGCGACUCCUACUCCGGCCUCAACCCGUUCGCCUCCGCUUUCCAGAGCACGCUGAGCGCGAACCCGGUGGACUACCGAUCCUGGAUCCCCGCGCCUGCCCGCUACUACUACCCGACGCUGGAGCAGGUCCGCUCGCGCCUGCGCCGCCGCCCGAUGGAUCCCGACCUCCUGAGGUUCCCGGAGACUGCGGCCCACGUGGCCCGCCUGCUCCUGGAGGGCGACGAGCAGGCGCGCCGGAGCGUGCUCGUUAGGGUCAGGAGCGACGUGCUCAGCGUCACGGGAACCAGCGAGAGGCAGGCCGUUUUCCUCGCGCUGCUUCGCGCCUGCGCGAAGCGGCCCGACGAGCUCCGGGACAUCGUCGAGGGCCUGUGCAAGGGCAAUGGCUUUCUGAUGGGCGUCGCCAAGCACAAUCACGGGUUGGCAACUGUUGUGAAGGAGCUCGUCAGGGCCCUGGUGCCUCACCCCCAGCUGCUCGUGCAGCUCAUCUGCUGGCUCCUCCGCGAACGCCUCAUGGAGCAGUACAAUGGCGGGGAGCUGCUUCAGUACUGCUUCACCACGAUGUCUUACGAGGACAGCAAGGUCAUAAUCCAGUUCGCCACCGUGAUCGUCGACGAGCUGCUCUUCUCGUCGUUCGGGUCGAGGUGCCUGGCGGAAUGCCUGGUGUACGCGAGGAACGGCGAGCUCCGCGCCCUCGAGGACAUCAUCCUGAACCGCACCGCCGAGAUCGCCAUGGGCCAGUACAGCAACUACUUCCUGCAGCGCGCCAUCGAGUGCGGCAGCCAGCUCCUCCAGGUGGCCAUCGCCGACCGCGUGGCGGCGGACGUGGCCAGCCUGUCCCUGGACCGGUUCGGGAGCUACGUGGUGGAGGCCUCCUUCCUCCUGCCGCGCACGCCGGUGCCGCUGCAGCGCCUGCUCGCCGCGUUCGUGAGCCUCCGCGGCAACGAGCUCGCCGAUCUGGUGCGGGGCAGCUACUCCAACUACGUCGUCUCCAAGCUGCUCGACGCCGCCAAGAACCACUUCCCGCAGGAGGCGAGGCUGCUGGCGCGGCGGAUCGAGGGGCUCCCCAUGUCGGUCCAGCGCGAGAUGCACGCGCGGGGGGUGAUGAGGACCGUCGGCAAACUCAACCACAGGCACCUAGGCAGCCACCGCACGCCAUACUAG